AGGCCCAUAAGACAUCUUCGUCACUCUGAGUCCUAUCUCCUAAUCACCUCCUCGCAUCUCUCUUCCUCUCACCGAUCGCCAUUUCCUUUCUCCAACAACCGCCACCAGUCAAUCAUUUGCCCUUUGAUCUUCAAGCUACCAUGUCCUGUUUAGCCCUUUCUUUGCAACCCUCAAAUGGAUCCGAUAUCCUCCUCCAAACCCGUGAGUGGUUCCCACCCGCUCGCGCACUCAUCGCCACCUCCGCCUUCCGCCAAACACGCCUAGCCUUCUCCGCCAACAAACACCAACCAACCGCCACCACCAACCCUAGCAACCUUUCUUCCGACGAUUACUCCCUCUCUGCAGCCUCUGUCGACUCCAUUGCCUCUCUCGGUGACGAUCCCCUCGCCGCCUCCAGCGGCCAGCUGAUUGUCGGUGUUGAGAGCCGUUACCGUGUAGUCUACCGUCUAGUCAAUGGAAUCUACAUUCUAGGUGUCACAAUUGCAGAUGGCGACAACUCAGUUAAUGUGUUUGAGUGCAUCAACAUUGUUAAUCAAGCUGUUAGUGUCAUUGUAACUGCUUGUCGUGGCGUAGAUGUGACUCCAGAGAAGCUCAGCCGGAAAUACGCAGAGAUCUAUAUGGCAUUGGAUAUUGUACUACGAGGUGUGAGCCAUAUCAGACUUGCAGCUAUGUUAACUUCAAUGCAUGGAGAUGGCAUUGCAAAAAUGGUGCAUUCUGCUUUGGAUACGGAGAACAAAAUACGCGGAGCAGAUAGUUGGUCUAAUCUGGAAGUGCAGGCAUCUGAGCAGCAGGCUAGCAUUGAGGCAUUUUCGAAUGCAAGUUUUGAGUUGCCUCCGGAGACUAUUGCCGCUGGAGAUGAGGUGGCAGCGAGUCUUGCACCUGUUGUAAGUGAGCAGGAUCAAAAAUUGGAAAAACUUGAGGAACCUGAGGGGCCUAAAGAUCCGUUUGCUGCGAGUGAGGCAGUAAAUAAGCCAGAGGAGUUGGCUGGUGAAUUUAAAAAGGAUAAGACCCAGUCUAAGGAUUUGACUCUUGCAUUGGCAGGGUUGGAGGUUACUACAUUGCCCCCUGCAGAGGCGACGCAAGCAACACAUAUAAGCGUGGAGGGAUUUGAAGGGGACUAUGGUGGGAUUGAGUUUAGUAAUGAACAGGCUUCUUUGGGAGAAACAUUUGAAGGUUUCGGAGAUGCAUGGGGAGGUGGAUUGGAUGCUUCAGAGUUUGUGGGGCCGAAGAAAAUCCCCAAACAACAAGGUCUCGGUGGACUUGAAUUGUUGCAAACUGGUGAUAGUGGCGAUGCAGCAGCAGCAGCAGCAGCAGCAAAGGCUGCGAGUGGAGCUACAGGUACUCUUGAGAAUCUUUUGGUUCAGAAAACUGAAAUGAAGGGUCCUGAGAUGUAUAUUGUAGAGGAAAUUAAUGCAGAGUUUAGGGAAUCGUUGCUUGCAAGAGUUGGAUUAAUGGGCCUGGUUUAUUUGAGAACAUUGCCCCCUAAAACUGCUGCUGAUAAAGAAACUGAGUUUUCAUUUCGAGUUGAUAAUACAAGUGCUGUCAAGAGAUUUGUUAUGCAGGGUUCAAAGGUUAGUAGCCUAGGUAAUGGGAUGUUUCAUGUGAGGACAGCACCCUCUGAUGAGCCUAUACCAAUACUGAAGUAUAGUUUGCUGCCUAGGUUAACUCCAUUGCCGUUAAGGGUUCGUCUUACACAGCGCCAUAGUGGAACUUUACUAUCCUUGAUGAUCCAGUAUGUUUCAAAUCCAGAUCUUCCAGCACCACUCACUGAUGUGACAUUUAUUUUGAAAUUACCAGUAGACCCUACAUUGUUGAAGGUUUCGCCUAAAGCUGUGUUAAAUAGGCAAGAGAGAGAGUUGAAAUGGCAUGUGCCAGAGAUUCCACUCAAGGGUUCUCCUGGUCGAUUGAAGGCAAGAAUGCCUGUUGAUUCUAACGAGGGAGAGGUUGAUGAAGAGAUUGAGGUUUUUGGUUACGUUAAGUUUUCGAUGCAAGGAAAGACUUCUUUAUCUGGCAUUUGUCUACGGCCUGCUUCAGAGGGUAAGACAGACUUUUAUGAGGUUAGUCACAGAUACGAAAGUGGGGUUUGCAUGUGCAAUUGAUCAUUGACAUUAUGGCUGCUUGCUUACAGAUUGUUGUGUUUGUUUCUCUUCUUUUAGUUCCAUGUGUUUUGUUGUUUUCCUUUGCUUGUACCAUUCUUUGAUAUUGAGCUUGUACUUUAGAUUGAGAUUUGUGAAAACUUUGCUGUUACUUGUUAUUAGCUAAUCAUUUUAGUAAUGGAUAGUGAAUUUUGAUA
Populus nigra (black poplar) is the source of this 2293-nucleotide messenger RNA. RefSeq lists its product as uncharacterized. Lineage: Eukaryota; Viridiplantae; Streptophyta; Magnoliopsida; Malpighiales; Salicaceae. Bases 141 to 2099 code for a protein of 652 amino acids. The transcript has 2 exons. The record is from RefSeq and is a predicted model, not a curated record.